Messenger RNA from Trichoderma harzianum CBS 226.95, 1212 nucleotides. RefSeq lists its product as hypothetical. Bases 1 to 1212 code for a protein of 403 amino acids. The record is from RefSeq and is a predicted model, not a curated record. The transcript has 8 exons. Gene Ontology annotation, molecular function: oxidoreductase activity, acting on paired donors, with incorporation or reduction of molecular oxygen; heme binding; monooxygenase activity. NCBI's taxonomy places the organism in Eukaryota, Fungi, Ascomycota, Sordariomycetes, Hypocreales, Hypocreaceae.
AUGGCUACCGAUGCACCUAGUUUCCCGUUUCGGCGAGCUUCUGGCAUGGAGCCACCGGCCGAGUUCGCACGGUUAAGGGCCGUUGAUCCAGUAUCGAGAGUUAAGCUUUUUGAUGGGAGCUUGGCUUGGCUGGUCACUAAAUACAAGGACGUAAUUACUGUUGCAACCGAUGAAAGGCUCUCCAAGGUCCGGACACGCCCUGGCUUCCCCGAGUUGGGUGCUGGUGGCAAAGAGGCGGCCAAAGCGAAGCCAACAUUCGUUGACAUGGACCCUCCAGACCAUAUGCAUCAGAGGAGCAUGGUUGAGUCGAUAUUUUCUGUUGACCAUAUCAAGGAGAUGCAGCCAUAUAUUCAGAAGACGGUGGAUGAUCUCCUUGGUGUCCUGAAAGCUAAGGGUUGCGCUGAUGGACCUGUCGAUCUGAUUAAAGAGUUUGCAUUGCCAGUCCCAUCAUACAUUAUCUAUACCAUCCUUGGCGUGCCGUUCCAUGAUCUCGAAUAUCUUACCCAGCAGAAUGCCAUACGAACCAACGGAAGCUCUACGGCGCGCGAGGCAUCUGCCGCAAACCAGGGGCUACUCGAUUAUCUUGCCAAAUUAGUGGAUCAGAGAAUCCAAGAGCCUAAGGAUGACCUCAUUAGUAAACUCGUUGUUGAACAAGUAAAACCUGGGAACAUUGAAAGGGCAGAUGCCGUACAAAUAGCUUUUUUGCUACUCGUGGCAGGAAAUGCUACUAUGGUCAACAUGAUUGCAUUGGGAGUUGUGACUUUAUUCCAGCAUCCUGAUCAGCUUGCGCAAUUGAAAGCUGAUCCUUCACUCGCCCCUGCAUUUGUGGAAGAACUAUGCCGAUAUCACACAGCUUCAGCACUGGCAAUUAAACGAACGGCCAAAGUUGAUAUUGAGAUUGGCGGCAAGCUUAUUAAAGCUAAUGAGGGCAUCAUUGCUUCCAAUCAAUCCGCGAACCGGGACGCUGACAUCUUCGCAAAUCCAGACGAAUUUAAUAUGAAUCGCAAAUGGCCUAAUGAAGAUGCUCUUGGAUUUGGAUACGGCGACCAUCGUUGCAUCGCUGAGACUCUUGCAAAGACCGAAUUGGCAACCGUCUUUUCUACACUUUUUAAAGAACUGCCCAAUCUAGAGCUUUCAGUGCCAAUCAGCAAAAUCAACUUUACGCCUUUACAUAAAGAUGUUGGAAUCGAGGAUUUGCCGGUAGUUUUCUAA